AUGCCCAGGGCCAGGUCACGCGCCCAGCCCGGCGCGGACUCUGCCCCUGGCCGGGCUGCUCCGCGCGCUGGCAUGGAGCGCAUCGAGGGGGCGGCCGUGGGCCGCUGCGCGACCUCGCCCUACCUGCGGCCGUUCACGCUGCACUACCGUCAGAACGGCACUGAGAAGUCAUGGGACUUUAUGAAGACACAUGACAGUGUGGCCAUUCUCAUGUUCAACUCUUCCCAGCAGAGCCUGGUGUUGGUGAAGCAGUUCCGGCCAGCUGUGUACGUGGGCGAGGUGGAACGCCACUUCCCAGGGUCCCUGGCUGCUGUGGACCACGACGGAGGCCGGGAGCUGCGGGUGGCACUGCCUGGCUCAGCGGGGGUCACAUAUGAGCUGUGUGCGGGCCUCGUGGACCAGCCUGGGCUGUCGCUGGAGGAAGUGGCCUGCACAGAGGCUUGGGAGGAGUGUGGCUACCGCCUGUCUCCCUCUGACCUGCGCCAGGUCACCACCUACAAGACGCGACGUCAGGGUGAAGCCUGUCCAUGUGCUGAUGUGCUGCCCCUUGGACGCCCUCACGGGUCCCUGAGCCUGGUCUGGUGUGGGACUCACUGGCUCCAGCCAGACUAUGUUCUACGCAGAGGUGACGGAUGCCCAGCAGGACGGCCCGGGCGGGGGCCUGGCGGAGGAGGGUGAGCUCAUUGAGGUCGUGCACCUGCCCCUGGAUGGUGCCCGCGCCUUCGCGGAUGACCCAGCUGUCCCCAAGACCCUCGGUGUCAUUUUCGGCAUCUCGUGGUUCUUCAGCCGUGUGGCCCCUGGCCUGCGUCCCCAGUGAGACUCCAGGGGCCCGAGACCAAGGCUAGUUCUGGCCACUUGGCCUGCAGAUGAAAAUAAAGGCUUGUGUGGCUCUA
Lutra lutra (Eurasian river otter) is the source of this 893-nucleotide messenger RNA. RefSeq names its product nudix hydrolase 14 (gene NUDT14). The record is from RefSeq and is a predicted model, not a curated record. Bases 1 to 678 code for a protein of 225 amino acids. Gene Ontology annotation, molecular function: metal ion binding; UDP-sugar diphosphatase activity. NCBI's taxonomy places the organism in Eukaryota, Metazoa, Chordata, Mammalia, Carnivora, Mustelidae. Gene Ontology annotation, biological process: ribose phosphate metabolic process; nucleoside phosphate metabolic process. The transcript is spliced from 6 exons.